Messenger RNA from Monopterus albus (swamp eel), 1576 nucleotides. It is a transcript of the gene nog3, whose product is annotated as noggin 3. The transcript has a single exon. The coding region runs from base 355 to 1026 and encodes 223 amino acids. The record is from RefSeq and is a predicted model, not a curated record. Lineage: Eukaryota; Metazoa; Chordata; Actinopteri; Synbranchiformes; Synbranchidae. Gene Ontology annotation, biological process: negative regulation of BMP signaling pathway; osteoblast differentiation; negative regulation of cell differentiation.
UACAUCAGCGCCCUGUUGGAUAUUUGGGUGCAGUCAGAGGCGCCUUCAGUUCGGCUGCGGAGGACCAGAGGCGACAGCCGGCGUGCCAACAUGCGGACUGAGAGCAGAGACCUGAGGGGCGCGGAGCUGUCUCACUGGGACCUGCUGACCGGGGAAGCUCGGGGCUGAGUCCCGGGUCGUGGACUGUGCAGUUACCAACCCCCGGUGUGAGCGGUGCAUCUGCUGCGCGCUCUCAGCUCACUCUUGGAUACCCUCUCUUCAGACUUUCCGAGGGCCUGCCGGGGCUUUCUGUUCUUCUGGGAGGAUUCUCUCUGAAUCUUAAGACUGUGUGGGACGGGGACGUGCACAGUGGACAUGGAUAACUCCUCUUAUUUCUUGGCUCUGUUUAUGCUCGUACUCUCUCUGGGCUUGAGGAUAGAGGAGGGCAUGUGCCAACAUUACUAUCUCCUCCGUCCCAUUCCCAGUGACACUCUGCCCGUAGUGGACUUAAAGGAGGACCCGGAUCCGGUGCUGGACCCUAAGGAGAAGGACCUCAAUGAGACGGAGCUCAGGAGCGCUCUGGGCAGCCACUUCGACUCGCACUUCAUGUCCGUCUCCCCGCCGGAGGACAGAUACGCGGGGAACGAGGACGUGGGUGACGCGGAGAUGCGGCAGAAACUCUCCGGGGCGAUGCCCAAAGAGAUCCGAUCCAUGGAGUUCGAGGUCCAGCACGGCAAGAAGCUGAAGCCGAGUAAAAAACUCCGGAGAAGGCUGCAGCUGUGGCUGUGGUCGUACGCCUUCUGCCCGGUUGUUUACGCAUGGAACGACCUGGGCAGUAGAUUCUGGCCGCGCUACAUUAAAGUGGGGAGCUGCUACAACAAGCGGUCUUGUUCGGUCCCUGAAGGGAUGGUCUGCAAACCUGCCAAAUCGACUCAUUUUACGAUCCUGCGAUGGCGCUGCCUGCAGAAAAAGGGGGGCCUGAAAUGCGUCUGGAUACCUGUUCAGUACCCCGUCAUAUCCGAGUGCAAGUGCUCCUGUCCGAACUGAGAGCGACUCUGUGGCUGCAGCCACACGAAAACGAACCUUCCAUGAUUAUUUUUAUACACAACUGCAAAACAUACUGAGCCAGACAAAAAGUAAAACCUCAAAAGAUAAAAAAAAAAAGUUAAGAAGACGAGAUUUUAAGCCUGAACUUGAGGUGGCUUGUUACAGAGACGUAUUUUUGCAGUGAAUGUAUAUUUGAUGUACAUGUUAUUUUAUGCCAGAGCUCUGUGUUAUAAGUAUAAUCAAAUCUACUGUGUUUGUUAAAUGUAUCUUGCCUGUUUAUAAAGGAGGAUCCAAAUGCUCACAGUGAGGGACUUCUGGAGCUGAGGAACCACUGACAUGAUUUUAUGGACCACAUGGGAGAUGUGAAGAGACCUGCUCCAGAGUCGGGCCCCAGCUCUUUAGAAACGCGUCAGCUGAGAUCAGUGACGCCACAAUACAUGAAAAGUAUCCGUGGUGAAAGUUAUUGUUAAACGGUUUUGAAUAUUUUUAACAAAAUGUCCAUUUCAGUCCGAACUCGUGAAUAUCUCUCGUGGAUGCUGUAAAAUAAAGA